Messenger RNA from Arabidopsis arenosa, 1016 nucleotides. The record is from the annotation of a GenBank genome assembly. Lineage: Eukaryota; Viridiplantae; Streptophyta; Magnoliopsida; Brassicales; Brassicaceae.
UCUUACUUUCUCCUCUCUCUCUCUUCCUCUGUUUCUUCGCCAUUCUCUCAGCUUUUCUCCUUCUUCUUCGUCUUUGUCAGAGUUAAUGGAGCUGUGGACAGAAGCUAGAGCCCUAAAGGCAAGUCUAAGAGGAGAAUCUACUACCUCUCUCAAACAUCACCAAGAAGAUUUAAGCCGAACUUCUUCUUUGUCGGAAGAUUUCUCCGUUGAGUGUUUCCUCGAUUUCUCAGAAGGUCAAAAAGAAGAAGAAGAAGAACUUGUCUCUGUUACUUCUUCACAAGAAGAACAAGAACAAGAUUGUAUCUUUAGUUCACAACCUUGCAUCUUUGAUCAACUUCCUUCUUUGCCGGAUGAAGAUGUGGAAGAGCUUGAAUGGGUAUCUCGUGUUGUGGAUGAUUGUUCAUCACCAGAAGUCUCACUUCUCUUAACACAAACCCACAAAACCAAACCAAGCUUCUCAAGAAUUCCGGUUAAACCAAGAACCAAACGGUCUCGGAACAGUUUAACCGGUGGUCGUGUUUGGCCACUCGUUUCAACCAAUCAUCAACAUGCAGCAACAGAGCAGUUGAGGAAGAAGAAACAAGAAACAGCUGUUGUGUUUCAAAGAAGAUGCAGCCAUUGUGGCACAAACAACACACCACAGUGGAGGACCGGUCCGGUCGGUCCAAAAACCUUAUGUAAUGCAUGUGGAGUCCGGUUUAAGUCUGGUAGGCUCUGCCCGGAAUAUAGACCGGCGGAUAGUCCGACGUUUUCGAAUGAGAUUCACUCAAAUCUACAUAGGAAGGUUCUGGAAUUGAGAAAGAGUAAAGAGUUGGGUGAAGAAACAGGUGAAGCUAGUACUAAAUCAGACCAAGUCAAAUUUGGCAGCAAGUGGUAGAUAAGACUUAGGUAAAACCUACUUUUUUGUAACAUUAUCUGUAGUGUUGUAAUUUAACAACUUGCUUCUUAACAUUUGAAACUGUUUCAGGAACUAGUCUUAAGUAAACAAUGGUUUUCUAUAAACAAAAUUAUGUUUU